Messenger RNA from Merops nubicus (carmine bee-eater), 1868 nucleotides. It is a transcript of the gene TP63, whose product is annotated as tumor protein p63. The record is from RefSeq and is a predicted model, not a curated record. NCBI's taxonomy places the organism in Eukaryota, Metazoa, Chordata, Aves, Coraciiformes, Meropidae. The coding region runs from base 62 to 1459 and encodes 465 amino acids. Gene Ontology annotation, molecular function: RNA polymerase II cis-regulatory region sequence-specific DNA binding; protein binding; DNA-binding transcription factor activity, RNA polymerase II-specific. The transcript is spliced from 10 exons. Gene Ontology annotation, cellular component: nucleus. Gene Ontology annotation, biological process: protein tetramerization; regulation of transcription by RNA polymerase II; apoptotic process.
CACCGAACUGAAGAAGUUGUACUGCCAGAUUGCCAAGACGUGUCCCAUCCAGAUCAAAGUGAUGACUCCACCACCUCAGGGAGCUGUCAUCAGGGCUAUGCCAGUCUACAAGAAAGCCGAACAUGUCACCGAGGUGGUCAAACGCUGCCCGAACCACGAGCUGAGCCGGGAGUUCAACGAGGGGCAGAUUGCACCUCCCAGCCACCUGAUCAGGGUAGAAGGAAACAGCCAUGCCCAGUAUGUAGAAGACCCCAUCACCGGGAGACAGAGUGUGCUGGUCCCCUACGAGCCACCUCAGGUCGGUACAGAGUUCACAACAGUCUUGUACAACUUCAUGUGUAACAGUAGCUGCGUGGGAGGUAUGAACCGUCGCCCGAUCCUCAUCAUUGUCACACUGGAAACCCGAGACGGGCAAGUCUUGGGGCGCCGCUGUUUCGAAGCCCGGAUUUGCGCUUGCCCAGGCAGGGACCGCAAGGCAGACGAGGACAGCAUCCGCAAGCAGCAAGUCUCCGACAGCACAAAGAAUGGUGAUGGUACGAAGCGCCCUUUUCGACAAGGAACUCAUGGCAUACAGAUGACAUCCAUCAAAAAAAGACGGUCCCCAGAUGAUGAGCUCUUAUACUUGCCUGUGAGGGGACGGGAGACGUAUGAAAUGCUACUAAAGAUCAAAGAGUCCCUGGAACUAAUGCAGUACCUUCCCCAGCACACGAUUGAGACCUACCGGCAGCAGCAGCAGCAGCAGCACCAGCACUUGCUCCAGAAGCAGACCUCCAUGCAGUCACAGUCAUCCUACGGCUCCAACUCUCCACCGCUCAGCAAAAUGAACAGCAUGAACAAGCUGCCCUCGGUCAGCCAGCUAAUUAACCCCCAGCAGCGCAACGCCCUGACCCCUACCACCAUCCCUGACGGCAUGGGAACCAACAUUCCCAUGAUGGGCACCCACAUGGCCAUGACCGGCGACAUGAAUGGCCUCAGCCCCACGCAGGCGCUGCCUCCCCCCCUCUCCAUGCCUUCAACAUCCCACUGCACCCCCCCUCCUCCAUACCCCACAGACUGCAGCAUCGUCAGCUUCUUAGCGAGGUUGGGCUGCUCAUCCUGUGUGGAUUAUUUCACGACCCAGGGGCUGACCACCAUCUAUCAGAUUGAGCAUUACUCCAUGGAUGAUCUGGUGAGCCUCAAGAUCCCGGAGCAGUUCCGCCAUGCCAUCUGGAAGGGUAUCCUGGACCACCGGCAGCUCCAUGACUUCUCCUCCCCUCCCCACCUCCUGCGCACCCCCAGCGGUGCCUCCACCGUCAGCGUGGGCUCCAGCGAGACGCGGGGGGAGCGGGUCAUCGACGCCGUCCGCUUCACGCUCCGGCAGACCAUUUCCUUCCCGCCCCGUGACGAGUGGAACGACUUCAACUUCGACAUGGAUGCCCGGCGCAACAAACAGCAACGCAUCAAGGAGGAAGGGGAGUGAGCCCCGUGAACCCCGCUCCACCCCGCCUCGGCCGCAAACUGCUCAGCCCUUCGUUUGUCUUCCUUCUGCUUGGUACUGCACCCCUGGACAAAGGGCAGGGGGAACCUUCUUGCUCCCUCAUGCUAGGUUUUGCCCUUGACGCUGUCUAGGUCAUACUCCUGGACUGCGACCUCCACCCCAGCUCUUGCAAGGGGAAGAGUGAAGGGGGAAGGCGGGUGGUGUUUCCUUCAAAGCCGUUGACCUUCUCAAGAAGGCGUUGUUCUUAUUUUAUGUUUUCCUUUGGGGAGAGGGCUUCUUUUCUUGACUUCUGAAUCCUCACACACCUUGUGGACAUCCUGACCUGGAAACUUGUCUCUUAUCCAGCAAUCCCACUUUGAAAAGCAGGAAGGUUCGAUUCAAUUUUUAAAAA